AUGGGACGUCAGUUGCUUCGACAUUUCUUACGUGACUCAACAAAUAUUGCUGUGCAACUCACUCGUACACCGUUAUUGCCAAAUUCCAUCGAUGAACUUGUAAAGCAAGCUAGUUCAUUAGUUUCUUCUGUUAGCCAAACACUCUUACAAAUCGAUCUUCCUGACAACACAGCUUUAGAAUCGAUGGAAGCACCAGUGUUCUAUGCUGAUGUUUAUGAAUCAAACCAAAUACAUACGUGUUUAUUUGGAUUUAAAAGGGCUGGAAAUCAGAUUCCUCUUCACAAUCAUCCAAAUAUGUAUGGAUUUAUAAAAGUUAUUAGAGGAUCAGUGCAGAUUAGAUCGUAUUCAUGGCUAAAUGUGGAAGAGAAGACGAAUGUCUUAAUGGAUAACAGUUUUUUCUCUCACUUGAUGGCGCAUCCUGUAAAGAUCACUCAGGUUUUCUUUUUGCUACUUUUUGUGAAAUAUUUAACAGUUUCUAGGUUCGAAGGAGUGGUCACACGAACCAGUGAUGAUGAUUGUGUCUGUUUGACUCCGCAGAAAGGCAAUAUUCAUUGCAUAACUGGUUUGGAAGAUGGUGCAACGUUUUUCGAUUUGCUUGUUCCCGGGUAUGGCUUUAGUCCAUGUACUUAUUAUAAGAAUUAUAUGACAUUUGAUGAAAUUAAUGAAAAUAGCGAUUUAUCUUCGAAAAUUUGUUUUUUACUCGAAAUUCCUCCACCAAAAUCAUAUUUUUGCCAUGUCAUUCCUUAUAACACGAUCACUGAAUUGUAA
This is a messenger RNA of Dracunculus medinensis (Guinea worm), 768 nucleotides long. The record is from the annotation of a GenBank genome assembly. NCBI's taxonomy places the organism in Eukaryota, Metazoa, Nematoda, Chromadorea, Rhabditida, Dracunculidae.